This is a messenger RNA of Amphiprion ocellaris (clown anemonefish), 4925 nucleotides long. RefSeq names its product SEC63 homolog, protein translocation regulator (gene sec63). The record is from RefSeq and is a predicted model, not a curated record. Gene Ontology annotation, biological process: post-translational protein targeting to endoplasmic reticulum membrane; SRP-dependent cotranslational protein targeting to membrane. The transcript has 20 exons. NCBI's taxonomy places the organism in Eukaryota, Metazoa, Chordata, Actinopteri, Pomacentridae. The coding region runs from base 110 to 2386 and encodes 758 amino acids. Gene Ontology annotation, molecular function: transmembrane protein transporter activity; RNA binding. Gene Ontology annotation, cellular component: Sec62/Sec63 complex.
GCGCAGGCGUACACCACGUACACCGAUGCACCGAGCCUCCGCUGGAUGCUAGCCGGCUAAGCUAACGGUCCGAAGGGGAACCGCGGCGGAGGAGAAGCAGCUCCGAGAGAUGGCCGGGCAACAGUUCCAGUACGACGACAGCGGCAACACCUUCUUCUACUUUCUCACCUCCUUCGUGGGGCUCAUUGUGAUCCCGGCCACAUAUUACCUGUGGCCCCGGGACCAGAACGCUGAACAAAUCCGUCUGAAGAGCCUGCGGAGGGUCCAUGGCAGGUGUUUGUGGUAUCGGCUUCGGCUGAUGAAGUCGCAGCAGAGCAUUGUUCCAACACUAAAGAAAGCAGCCCUGUUGUUUGGAUGGGCUGUGUUCCUGCUGCUAGCUUACAAGGUGUCCAAACUGGAACGAGAGUACCAGGAGUAUAACCCCUAUGAAGUCCUCAACCUGGACCCGGGCGCGUCACUGUCAGAAAUCAAGAAGCAGUAUCGAAUUCUGUCGCUGAAGUUCCAUCCUGACAAAGGAGGAGAUGAGGCCACCUUCAUGAGGAUCGCCAAAGCUUACGCUGCUCUGACCAACGAACAGUCGCGGCAGAACUGGCUGAUCCACGGCAACCCGGAUGGUCCAGGAGCCACCAGCUUCGGUAUCGCUCUGCCUGCCUGGAUUGUUGACCAGAAGAACUCGAUGCUGGUUCUGCUGGUGUACGGACUCGCCUUCAUGGUCAUCCUUCCUGUAGUCGUGGGCACGUGGUGGUACCGUUCGAUCCGAUACAGUGGAGACCAGAUCCUCAUCAACACUACACAACUCUUCAUGCAUUUCAUGUACAAGACACCGAACAUGAACAUGAAGCGAUUAGCCAUGGUGCUAACAGCAGCCUUUGAGUUCGACCCUCGCAGCAAUAAAGAAGCUACGAUACGACCCACAGACAACAUUGAGGUGCCACAGUUGAUCCGUGAAUUAGGAAACAUCAACGUGAAGAAGAAGGAGCCUCCGUUCUGUUAUCCCUACAGCCUGAAGGCCAGAGUCUUAGUUCUGGCUCACCUGGCUCGGAUGGACGUGUCCGAGGAGUUGGAGGAAGAUCAAAGGUUUGUGGUGAGGAAAAGUCCGGCUCUCCUCCAGGAGAUGAUCAACGUUGGCUGUCAGCUGACCAUGAUGGCUAACAGCCGAGGAGGUUUCCAUGCACCUCGUCUGGUCACCAUAGAGAACUGCAUGAAGCUGACCCAGAUGAUAGUUCAGGGCCUGCAGGAGUCCAAGUCACCGCUCCUGCAGCUGCCACACUUCGAGGAGGAACAUCUGCGCUACUGCAUCUCUAAGAAGUAUAAAGUCCGGACCCUCCAGGACUUGGUGAGUCUGAAGGACUCCGACAGACGCUCAAUGCUUCGUUUCCUCGGGGAGGAAAAGUACGACGAGGUCAUGGCCGUGCUGGGCAGCUUCCCUCACAUCACCAUGGAUACCAAACUGCAAGUCCUGGAUGAUGAAGACAGCAAUAACAUCACAGCCGGUUCCAUCGUCACGGUUACCGUCACCUUAACCAGGAAACGGAUGGCGGACAUGUUUGAGAAAGAACAGGAGUCAACGCCGUGUCUAGGAGAGGAAGCCGCCGCCACAGAGGACGCACAAGGAGACACGAGUAAAACCAAAACCAAAGUGUGGCAGAACAAGAGUAAAGGAGCAAAGAAGACAGCCAAGUCCAAGAAGAAAAAAUUAACCAAGAAGAAGGCGACUCCGGCUCCGGCAAAAACCAAGCAGGCCAACGGCAACGUGGCAGGAAACGAAGUCGUAGCAGCGACGUCAACGGCGGCAGCGAAGGAGGAAGAAGACGAGGCGUCGGAUAAAGGCAGCGAAUCAGACGAGGGCGAAGCCAACAAGGACUCUCCCAGCGAGAGAGACGAAGACAGCGACAAGCAGAGCGACACGGAGGUGGACGAGAUGGCCGGAGAUGACGAGGAGGAGUGGGAGGCGCUGCAGCAGAGCAUCCAGAGAAGAGAGAGAGCUCUGCUGGAAACCAAGUCCAAGGUCACGCAUCCCGUCUACAGCCUCUACUUCCCCGAGGAGAAGCAGGAGUGGUGGUGGCUCUACAUCGCAGACCGCCGGGACCAGACGCUGGUGUCCAUGCCCUACCACGUCUGCACGCUAAAAGACACCGAGGAGGUGGAACUGAAGUUUCCGGCUCCAUCCAAAACAGGAAACUACCAAUAUUCUGUAAUCCUGCGCUCUGAUUCCUACCUGGGCCUGGACCAGAUCAAACCACUCAAGCUGGAGGUCCACGAGGCGAAGGCGAUGCUGGACAACCAUCCCCAGUGGGACAUCCCGGACACCGAGGAGGAGGACGAGGAGCAGGAGGACAGCGAUGGCAUCGAGGAGAGCGAGGACGACGACGAGGACAACGACUGAGCGCGCUCAGAGCCCCACUCCCACGGACAUCCACCCCCCGCCCCCUCACCGACCCACCGGACAGUUUGUACACCCAGAGCCCAUUGACCCCAAACAAAGAACCUGUCCUCUGCAGAGACUGGUCACCUUCUGGAGGACCCUGUGAAUACUAACACACCAGUCUGUGUGUGUGAGUGUGUGUGAGGUAUGUUUGUAAAGGUGUGGUAGGAGGACCUACUGUUAUUACUGGACUACGUGGGCUCCGCUCCGGUUUCUGCGGGGCUCAGGGGGACGAUAAUUCAUUCACAAAAUUAACACAAACACAUGACCUCCGUCUGGAAAAAAAACCCCACACUCUGUUUUUUAACGUCACUCAGCACGGAAGGUUCCACACCAAUGAUACUUUCUAUUGUAAACUGCAGAAGCUUUUCCUCAUCGUUGAGUAUUUUUACUUUUGUCCUCACUGUACAUUGACGGUAGAUUCAUGUCUGUUCUGGUGGAAGCCGAUGGAUCUUUAAACAAACCAAACAACCAAACCUGCAGUGUUAAGAUUUGUCACAACUGACAUUAUAUAUAUAUACACACACACAUAUAUAUUAGAGAUACUCGUGGGGUUUUCAGAGAAGUAAUUUCUUCUUUCUUUUUUUAUUUUUACAAUCGUAGCACAUUCCAGCGUUCUCUCAUCAUCCGAUAAAGGCCUUAUAUAAAUACAACUGAAGCUCCACGAUGUGAACCGAAGGAGGAGAAGUUUUAGUGUAAAAAUCUACAGAGUUUGUUUCAGUUUAGCGAACUUUAGCUGCUCAGAGACACAUAUCGCUCAUCUCAGCUAAGCUACAUUAGCAUCUGCAAAAAACUCCAAAUAUGUGCAGCCGGGGUCAAUUGAUUAUUAGUAAUCAUCUCAACGAUUAUCCUUUCAUCCGAUUGGCCACACUCGACGAGGAACAGCCAAUCUGCUGUCGUGUGUAGUCAAUCGGAUGAAGCAGUGGGCGGGACUUUGCUAAGUCCCCAGAGUUAGUUUUUUUUUUUUUUUUUUUAAAUUUAAAACUAUUAAUUCACAGUUAUUAGAAAAAUAAAUGCAGAAUACUGGAUGUGAUAAUCAGUCAACCCUUAACAUCUACUUUCCACGUGUAAAUCCUCCAAGUGGACGAAAAAGUCGGAUAAAACCUCGAUUAUGGUAUUUACAGAUGUGAAAAGUUUAAGACACAAGGUUUGUAAGACUUCAAAUACACUGCUCAUGUUUGGAAAUGCGUCCUCCAAGUGGACUAGAAAAUUUUCUUAGUUGAAGGAUUCAUACACGUGCCGUAUAUCAACAUAUUAAGUUGUAUGCAGACGAUGGGAUCUAAAUUACUUGCGGACACGGAAAGAACUUUUUGCGAGUGUUUUAGUGUCGGAAUGCAGUACAAAAUUACAUCAUUCUUAGUGUUUUUUUGCAGAAUAUGUCAACUUUUGCAGCCCAGAGUUUGUUCAGAAUAUGUAGAAUUGUACAAAAAAGUUUGAGCUGCACAUCUGUGGAGGGUCUACGUGGACUGUUGCACACUAAAGGUGAUGAUGAAAUUUGAAGAACUCCUCAAAAGUUUAAUAUCUGGAAAGUGAAAUUACUUUGGCUACGAUCCAUGUGAUGUAAAUUCCAUCGUGUCCACAAGAGUUUGUGUGAACCCUUCACAUGCAAGUCGAGAUUUCAGUUGUGCAUUUAUGGGACGCAUCAAAGUCGAGCGUGAAUAUCUGCUGACAAUUUCUGGUUUCACACUUUUUUGUCCACUUGGAGAAUUUGUUCCACACAUGCUCAGUAGAUCUACAUCUUCUGUUGGAGUGGACGGAGGUUCUGUACUCAGUCUGCAGAUACUAAAGUUUACGUCACACGGACCUUUGUGUUUUGCAGAUGCAGGAGCUGUAACCCUGGUUUAACACUGACUUACACAUCUGCAGCGGUUUGUGUUUGAUUGGAGCUUUCUAAACGGUUCUGUUGCAGCAUUUUCAUCUGAACAAAAACAGAAACCUGCAGAACCGAUUCGGUGUUUCUGGCUGAGCUUUUCCUUUAAAAUGGCCGUUUUCCGUCUCAGUAGCUCUAACAAACAUAUGCUUCUGUUGCGUUCUAACGUAGAUUUUUAUUUACAUGUUAGAAAAGUAAACCAGAGCUUCCUCUGCAGCUCUGUGGGUUUUUCACCAUGAACAUCAGCUGCUGUCAUAAUUUCACAGUAAACCGGUGUGUCGGACCGACUUGCCGGCUCUCUUGGGCCAAUCGUUCCUCCUGUAACUGCUCAGCAGGCGUUUGCUAACAGGUUACCUUGUACUCUGAGUAUUUAUCGCUCUGCAAUAGAAUGUAGCAUCAGUGAUUUAAGGCUGUGUGGGAAAAUAACUGCAGUGAGGUUAAAUACGACGCCACAUCUCUCCAUGACCGACCGCAGCCGGGCGUCCCAUCAGUGGGCCGCCUGCCUCAGUUUGGAAAAACUACCCAAUGACUGUCUAUCUGCCACUUUUGUUUACAAAGGAACUGUCAUUGUAAAUGGAAAAAUAUAUUAUUUGUAUUUAAAAUCAUUUCAAAUAAAAACUUUUAAAUGAG